AAAUACAAAAUACAGCAGUAUUGCAGAAAAAACAAACACAGGGUAUCGGCAUGUACCGGACACCUCUGUGAUGUCAUUUCCUCUUUCUUCGAGCUUGACUCCACCUUGGCCUGACUCACGUUUUCAGUCUCGAGUGGCUGCUCCCUGGAACGUCCCUCCUGUUUUGUGCAGUGUUUUGCCGCAGCUCCAUGGGUCGUAGUAUUGACAGCACAGGUGGAGGAAAACCAUGUGUUGACUGCUCCGCAGACACACCAGCAGAUAGUGGGCUCAUCUGGUGCAAGUAACCUUCCCUGCCUCCUCCCUUGGGGAAGACCUUUGACCCUCAGCAAUCUCCACACAGGAAUGAUAAGCAUCCAUCUGUUAAUGCUCCUGGCAUGCUACUUUAUUUAUGAAGUCAGAGAUCCUGGAAGGGAGGGAGAGAGAGAAAAACACAAGGAGAGAGAGAGAGACCAAGCAAGAGGAGCCCGUCUUAAGUUACGGCAGCGCUGCACUGGAAGCUGUGUGAGGCUUUUUUAUUUAUAUUCCCCUCCCUCCCUCCCCCCCUCUCUUUUGAGAGCACAGGGGAAGGGAGAAGUAGCAUGGGACAGGCUAUCGACGUGGACUCGGCAGCCGAGGAUCCAGGCUUGAACUCCGAUGAUGAAGUCGACAACCAGCUCAACACACCGGGGAGUGACGGGGGAAAUUCUGGGGACAGCACCCCUCCCUCCAGACGCAAGGGCAAGUUCUCCAACUUUGGCAAAAUUUUCAAGCCCUGGAAGUGGAGGAAGAAGAAAAGCAGUGAGAAGUUUAAGGAAACUUCGGAAGUUCUGGAAAGAAAGAUCUCGAUGAGGAAGCCCAGGCAGGAGCUGAUAGACAAGGGUGUGCUAAAGGAGAUUCCAGAUAAUGAAGGGGAGGACGUGAACAGCUCCAAACAGCCCACAAUGAAAAACGGCCACACAGUGCCCGUGGGAGGGGGCAAGAGCUCAGAGCAGGGCCGCCCCCCCUCGGAGUUGGAGUUUAAAGCCAACCCCUCGUGGCUGCUGCAGGGGGAGAACGGCAGGAAGGUCCGGAUAUCUUCCGAUGGAGAGAAGAAGUCGACCCUCCCCAGGGCCCCCGUCCAGGAGGAGAACCGGCGCAGCCGGCCCCACGUGGAGGUGGAGAAGAAGCCGGCCGUCCACAGGCCCACGGAGGAAGGGAAGCGGGUUCGGCCCCACUCGGAGGCAGACAAGAAGCUGAGCCUGCAGAAGGUGCCCUCAGAGGAAGGCAGGAGGAUGCGGCCCUACUCGGAGCCCGACAAGAAGGGCACUCUGCCCAAGCAGCCCUCUGACGAGGAUGGCAGGCUUCGACGAGAGUCGAAUGGGAGCCGGCCGGCAUCUGAGAGCGAGCCGCCCAGAGACACCCUGCGAGAGCCGCUGCCCCCCAAACAGCCCAUCCUGCCCCCCAAGUGGCUGAUGGUCUCCCCGGUGCAGGAGGCUGGAGGCGACGGGCCGGUGAAAGAUCACGGCAUGCACAAGAACCCCACCAGCACUGCCCCCUCGCCCACCGCCACCACCACUGCCUCCUCCUCUUCCUCCUUCUCCUCAUCCUCCACUUCCUCUGCUGGCUCGGGCGCCAAGCCCGCUAGGACUGUUUCCUCUGCUAGCGCUAAUCCUCCUGCUCCAAGCAGCACCCCCACCGCCCCUCCACCUACCAAGCAGCCCCCUGUCCCGCCACCCAAGCCUAUAAACCGGAAUAGCAACCCUGCGCUAAUAGCCUCAACGUUGCACAGGGGCGAAAACGUUUCCUUCCCCCUGUACUGGUCGUGCUGGAAACGGGAGGCCGAGUACGACGCGUACCUCUCCCUGCCUGUGUAUCUCUGCAGACGGGCUGGAGCCCCCCGUUCAGCUGAGCUUUCACAGGCAGCUGGUGGGGGCGCUCUAGUGCCAGCAAAGCCAUCCCCGCCUCUACCUCCGAAGAGGACCACUCCCGUCACCAAGCGAAACCCCGAGGAGCCCUCGACUCCCGCCGCCACGGCCGCCCCCCCGCCGGAGGACACCAACGCCCAGGCCUCCCAGCCGCCCCCGGCUCCCCCCUCCCCCCAGCUGCCCGCGCACAUUCCCCCCUCUCCGCCUCGCACCCAUCCCCCUGCGCUGCCGCCCAUCGCCCUGCCGAGCCAGCCCCCCCAGGCCGUCCCGCAGGUCCAGCACACCCCGCCGAGCCCCGCCCCGGAGCCCGCGCGCCAGCCUGCCGUGCCCCUGCACAUCAUGAUCCAGCGGGCGCUCAACAGCCCCGGCCCGGCCGUGCCUAAUCCCGACGGCUCCCAGCGGGCCCACUCCCUGCUCUUUGAGACCACCCCCGAGGGCCAGAACGACCCCGCCACCCGUGUGCGCUCCCUUCCCAUCACCAUCGAGCCCCUCAAACUCCCAGAGGAUGACGACUUCGAGGAAGAAGAGGAGCAGGAAGAGGAGCAGCCGACCCAUCCGGAGCUGGAGCCCCGGAGCCGCUGGGGGUACGUGGGCGACAACCUGUCUGUGAGCGUGAUCCCCGAGGUGGAGGGGUCCGAUAGCAGCGAAGAGGAGGAGAGCGACUCGGACGGGCCCGUCCUCUACAAAGACGAGGAUGAAGAGGAGGAGGACGAAGAUGACACCCAAACAAGCUCCUUGGCAAGCAAGGUCAAGCGCAAGGACACUCUGGCCCUCAAGCUGAGCAGCCGGCCAUCGGCCCCAGACCGGGAGGACAAGAACCCCGUGACCUGGCAGAGCCGGGAGCAGUGGGAGCUCAUCCGUACCCAGAUCGGGUCAACGCUCACACGACGGUUGAGCCAGAGGCCCACACCUGAAGAGCUGGAGCAGAGGAAUAUUCUUCAGCCAAAGAAUGAAGCUGAUCGGCAGGCAGAGAAACGAGAGAUCAAGCGUCGACUGACCAGAAAGCUGAGCCAGAGGCCCACGGUAGCGGAGCUGCAGGCACGGAAGAUCCUGCGCUUCCAUGAGUACGUGGAGGUCACAGACGCCCAUGACUACGACCGCAGAGCUGACAAACCCUGGACCAAGCUGACACCAGCGGAUAAAGCUGCAAUCCGAAAGGAACUCAAUGAGUUCAAGAGCUCUGAAAUGGAAGUUCAUGAGGAUAGUAGGAUAUACACAAGAUUUCAUCGGCCUUAACAUCCCUCCGACUGGAAAACAAAGCACUUAGAGAUGUGAUGGGACAUGGUGCUCACUAAUGGACUGCCUUUUCUGAAUGUACAGUACCAGCUUGUCUUCGGGAAUCCUGGAACAGUAAUCCUACCACUACUAAUCACAUCAAUAAUGUUGGAAGGAAGAAUGCAGUAUUUUGCCCAGGAGUUUGGGGAACCAUGUGCCAAGGCGGCUGAAAGACGUUUGUGGGGUUUCUGAAGCCGUGCUACUCUGUCCAGGGAUGCUGCGACUUUCCUGGGAGACACUGGUCUCUGCAGCCAGUCCCUUGUCUUGGGAUUAGCCGGGUUGCCUUUUCAUUUUGUACGAGAUGCUUUGUUCUCUUUUGUCCUUGAUCAGGAGAAGACAAAAAAAAA
Messenger RNA from Lepisosteus oculatus (spotted gar), 3505 nucleotides. It is a transcript of the gene phactr4b, whose product is annotated as phosphatase and actin regulator 4b. Gene Ontology annotation, molecular function: actin binding. Gene Ontology annotation, biological process: actin cytoskeleton organization; neural crest cell migration. The record is from RefSeq and is a predicted model, not a curated record. Lineage: Eukaryota; Metazoa; Chordata; Actinopteri; Semionotiformes; Lepisosteidae.